Cladocopium goreaui is the source of this 1894-nucleotide messenger RNA. Lineage: Eukaryota; Dinophyceae; Suessiales; Symbiodiniaceae. The record is from the annotation of a GenBank genome assembly.
CGCCAUGGCGCUGGAACGACAAGGGACAGCAGGAAAGCUUCAGCCACGUUUCCCGGAGCUGACGACUCACUUGCAGCGUCUGGGAGAUCUGGCGUGGCGACCGGGGGUCGAAGCCAUAAAGGAAGCUUGCAAACAGCUGGACAUUUCCUACCAGGAAUCCGACAUUGCGACCAUUUGUUCAGAACUGGCUGGGAACACCUUUGAGACGCAGGUGGAACCAGACAUCCCAGUCUGCGAUUUUCUGGCGUACAUUCUGCAUGCUGCGCCAUGUCAGCAGAACUUUGAGAAACUGAGCCCUAGCGAAAAUGCCACCGCCAUCCAUCGAGUGGAUGAACGUGGGCUCUUCCUGCACUACUAUCAAGCGCUGGUCCAUUUCGUUGAAGGUGUGAGCUGCAACGGCUGCGUGUGGUAUGACCAGCAGCAGCGCUUGCCCUCCAUUCCGCUGGAGGAGGUGACCAUCUAUCAGGUGAAUCAUUGGAUCAUCGAGCCCCUGACUUCAAAGGAAGAUUUCAGUUACACCGAAGUGGUGACGGUUGACAGCUGUGCACCCAAGCAGAUGUGGUUCAUUUCGCACUGGUGGGGCGAGGCCGUGCCAACCUUUGUGCAGUGCCUGGCGAAGCAUCUGGACAUCCGCCGGAUGUCGGCCGACAGGACGGCCUACUGGAGCGCCUGGGCCGCCCUGGGCCCCGGCGAACGCGAUGCCGGGGAGGCGCUGCCAACGGCGCAGGCCCUGGCGCAGCGGAAGGUGCUACUGCUGCUGAACGCGCAGGGCGAAGCCCUCCGAAGAACUUGGUGUGCGCUGGAGAUGGCCGUGGCCACUGGUUUGGGAGAGGCCCGGAAGGAUCAAAAGCCCAACACCUCGCCCCGCGUGGGCCUCUUGGACCUGGUCACGCUGAGAACUGAAGCUCCUUGUGCAGGGCUCCCCGUAGUGCUCACCGAUGGCCUAACGGAGGUAGAGCAGGAGUGGGAAGCCAAGCACGAGGGCAUGGGACACAUCGGCAAGACGGAUCGGGAGAAGCGCUUUCCAUUGGAGGUGCUGAAUGCAGGGCUUGCCUUGGACUUUGCAGAGACGAAAACCUCAGUCUCAUCCGAAAGGACUUGGGUCCACAAUUUCCUUGGCAAGUUGGUCAUGAUGGACGAGCCUGCCACGCUGCAGAACGUCAGCCAGCACCUGCGGAGCUUCUUCGCAGGGACCGCCUUGGUGCAAGCCUUGAAGAGGCAACUUUCCAUCGCCCCGUACCUCUCCAUCAUCGCAGCGAAUGUGGCGCAGCAGGAGCUGAAGCUGCCCUGCCUGGCUCACGUCUUGCAGCAGCCUGAGACAUUUCUGUCGGAGCUCGGCACUGCGUUGGUGAAGCUGAGCCAUCUGAAGGCUUUGAAUCUGGACCUGGGCUGGCGGAGCAUUUACGCCAACGGUCACAUCUCCAAUCUGCUCAGCGCUGCCUGGCUGGCCCCGGGUCUGGAGCAUUUGGUGUGCCUGCAGGACUUCACCUUGCGCCUCAGCGGCUGCUGCACCCUGCGCCGCUUCGGCUGCGCCGCGUCGCUGCCGCGCACCCUGCGACGCUUGGAGCUGGGCCUGGACAGCUGCGAACGGCUGCAGGAUGCCACGGAGCUGUUGCGGGGAAUCGGUGAUUUAAUGCAGCUGACCUCCCUUCGCCUUUCCAUGUCGGGAUGCAAAGGUUUGCUGCUGGAUUCUGACUUGGUUCUGCUGGGCAAAAGCCUACGGCAACUUCAAGAGCUGCAGCAUUUGUCCUUGAACUUCUCCGGAACCAAGCGGCUCUUUUACCUCAUUGAGCUGGGUCGAAGUAUUCGUUACCUACGUCAGCUACAUGAGCUCUUGAGCCGCAACGACACGAGGGAGCGAGGGGGCGACUUGGGAGGGGUGGUAACCCAUUAG